GUUUUAUUUUGGUGAAGCCAAUUAUGGAGAAAGUUGAAAUUGGCAUGCAGCCAUACUUAAAAAAUUACCGUCCACCACCCUGCCACUUCAGCAUCGCGUGCCAUCGGCAUCUGAAUUGACACCAGUCCAUCUUUUCCGAUAGGAAUUGAAACUUGAAAUUCUUGCCGGUGAGAAAGUGUUAAGAAGAAGCUAGGAUGGUCGAAGUGAACUGGGAGCUGAAGAGCUUCUGUAACCACGAUCAAAGGAUCUUCCUUCUCACAAUAGGCGUUUACUCCAUUGUUAUCUUCGUUCUGUGGAGAACAUUCAUUCUAACUCCUUUUAAGCUCAUUACUGUAUUUCUUCAUGAGGCAAGCCAUGCAAUUGCUUGUAAACUUACAUGUGGCCAGGUGGAGGGCAUGGAAGUUCAUGCAAACGAGGGUGGAUCAACACAAACGCGUGGUGGUGCUUAUUGGUUGAUUUUGCCUGCUGGAUAUCUAGGUUCUUCAUUUUGGGGAAUGGUUCUGAUACUUGCAUCAACAUAUCUUAUGACCGCAGAAAUUGCUGCCGGUUGUUUUAUUGCAGCACUGGUUGUGGUACUGUUCUAUGCCAAAAAUUGGACGCUUCGAGGACUUUCCAUUGGAUUCAUCGUUUUCAUUGCGUUAGUAUGGGUUCUUCAAAGAAUGACUGAAGUACGGGUUCUUCGCUAUGUCAUUCUAUUCAUUGGUGUUAUGAACAGUUUGUUUUCUGUCUAUGAUAUAUAUGAUGACUUGAUAUCGCGGAGGGUUCACUCCAGUGAUGCGGAGAAGUUUGCAGAAUAUUGUCCAUGCCCUUGCAAUGGUGUUGCCUGGGGAGUUAUCUGGGGGGUGAUAUCUUUCGUAUUUCUUUGUGCAGCAGUUUACCUUGGACUUGUUAUUUUAUCUUGAGGUGAUAUGCCAAAUUCAUUGUGUGAAUCUAGGUAGGGGCCGUGCUUCAAUUCCCAUCUAAUUCAUCCUUCCAAUGUGCAUUUUCAAGUACAUGCAAUGGUAUAUUACGGCCCACCAUAAUCUUAUUUCCGUUGUCUUGUACUAUACCAAGUGUGUGUAUGUACUCUUGAUGUCCAUUAGGACUUCGAUUGAAAUUUGUAUUUUAUUUUAAUUGUGUUGCAUGAUCUUAUUGGUUGAUCCGGGAGUUAUCAUGGUCGGAUUGCGCAAAGAACAUGACAGAUAUACAUGUAUACAUAUAUGAGUGAUUUAGAUUUUUUUUGAAGAUCGGCUAUGUUGAUAUAAUAAAAAUCAUAAACCUUACAUCUGAC
Molecule: messenger RNA, 1270 nt
Organism: Cuscuta epithymum
Lineage: Eukaryota; Viridiplantae; Streptophyta; Magnoliopsida; Solanales; Convolvulaceae
Source: the annotation of a GenBank genome assembly